AUGGGAAAAUUAAAUGUUACAUUAUUGCGGUACAUGAACCAUGAGGAAAUGAGGGUUCUCACUGCAGUCGAAAUGGGUAUGAAAAACCACGAACUAGUUCCGGGACCUUUAGUGGCAGCCAUCUCAAAUUUAAAACAUGGAGGAGUGCACAAAAUCUUAAGGGAUCUAUGUAAAAAUAAACUUUUGACUUAUGAAAGAGGAAAACAUUAUGAUGGAUAUAGAUUAACCAAUUCAGGAUAUGAUUAUUUAGCAUUAAAAACCUUAACAUCUAGAAAUGUGAUACACGAUUUUGGAAAUCAAAUCGGUACUGGAAAGGAAUCUAAUAUAUUUGUUGUUUUAGAUGAAGAGAAAAAUUGUUUUUGUUUAAAACUUCACAGGUUGGGUCGAACUUGCUUCAGAAACGUUAAAGAAAAAAGAGAUUAUCAUAAACAUAGAAAAACAGCUUCAUGGAUAUAUUUGUCUAGAAUUUCGGCAACCAAAGAAUAUGCUUACAUGCAAGCUCUAUAUGGAAGAGGUUUACCAGUUCCUCGUCCUGUCGAUUUCAACAGACAUUGUGUCGUUAUGGAAUUAGUCAAUGGAAGGCCUUUAAGCCAGUUACACGAUGUUCCAAAUGUUGAAGAGCUUUAUGAUGAUUUAAUGAAUUUGAUCAUCAAAUUUGGAAAUUUGGGUGUCAUCCAUGGAGAUUUCAACGAGUUCAACAUUAUGAUCACAGAUGAGGGAAAACCUAUUAUAAUUGAUUUUCCCCAAAUGAUUUCUACACUUCAUCCAGAAGCAGAAACCUAUUUUAAUAGAGAUGUAGAUUGUAUAAAACAUUUUUUUCGUCGAAGGUUCAACUACGAAAGCUAUCUUUGUCCUUCUUUUAAGGAUGUCUUACGGGAAGAUACUUUGGAUGUAGAAGUUUCGGCAAGCGGUUUUACAAAAAAAAUGGAGUUAGAUCUAUUGAAUAAGGACUUUGAUUCCAUCAGUUUAAGUGACGAAGAACAAGAUAAUGAUACAACAGGUUACGAUAAUUAUGAUUGUACAGGCGAAACAAGUGAAGAAUUUUAUUCUUGUGAUGAAACAGAAAAUGAUUUUGAAUUACCUUCUAACGAACGCGUAGAAAUCGAAACACUUCCAAACAGUGACUGCAUCUCUAGUAAUUCUGAAAUAUUGACUUGUAAUUCCACGAUAAGAAGCUAUUCGACUUGUAGUACUAUCGCUCCUGAAGUGAUUAAAAAUAAAGUUAAAAAAGCGUUAAUGAAUCGUGAAAAAAAAGAACUUAGAAAAAGAAUUGUAGCUAAAGGUGAAGCCUCUGCUACAACUAGAAUAAGAAGGGAAAAUAGGGAUACAAUAAAAGAAUGUGAUGGCAUUUGGGGAUGGGAAUAA
Molecule: messenger RNA, 1365 nt
Organism: Pediculus humanus corporis (human body louse)
Lineage: Eukaryota; Metazoa; Arthropoda; Insecta; Psocodea; Pediculidae
Product: serine/threonine-protein kinase RIO2, putative
Exons: 6
Coding region: 1-1365 (454 amino acids)
Biological process (GO): maturation of SSU-rRNA; protein phosphorylation
Cellular component (GO): preribosome, small subunit precursor; cytosol; nucleus
Molecular function (GO): ATP binding; protein serine/threonine kinase activity
Source: RefSeq, a predicted model, not a curated record